Molecule: messenger RNA, 711 nt
Organism: Paramecium tetraurelia
Lineage: Eukaryota; Ciliophora; Oligohymenophorea; Peniculida; Parameciidae
Exons: 3
Source: RefSeq, a predicted model, not a curated record
AUGGAAAUCGAUAUACUAAAUGAAUUGCUAUCAGAAUCAGUUGCUAAACUUUUUAAUCCAAGAGCUGUAUAUAAUUUUAAAAAACCCAAUCCAGUUUAUGAUAAUUACUAAAAGAACUCAAAUAACACAUCUUCAUCAUCUAUAUCUUCUAUGCAAUCUGAUCAACCAAAAUUUGAGCAACCAUAAUAAAAAUUAUCCAAUCCUCCAACAAUAGAAUAAUGGGUUAAUAUUAUUGGCCCAUAAAAACUAUAAGAAUCAUUAACUAAAUUGAAUAUAGAUUUAGCCAAAUUAACAAAAAGAGAUUUAGAAUUGAUGUCCAUGGAUUAACUUUAGAAUGAAAAGAAACGAGUAAAAAAUGAACUCAAGUUUUAUGAUGCGAAUUUUUAAUCAAUUUUCAAUAGAUUUCCAUUAAGAAAUGAAAAAGAACCUAUGAGACCCUUAUAUAUAUACUAUAAAAAAUUGAAAUAACAAAUUGACAAACAAUCAACAAAUAACACCUAAGGAGAAAUUCAAAAGAGAAUAGAGGAUUUAAAGAAAACAAGAGCAGAAUUGAGAGAGAAAUUGAAUAACUUUUAAAAUGAAUUCACAACUACCCACAAUAGAAGAAUUAGAUUUCAUAAAGAUAUUGCUCCAGUAGAAAAAGAAUAUAAGCUUUACAAAGAAAUAAAAAAUGAAAUUUAAAAGUUGGAGAAUAUUUUGUAAAAGAAAUGA